This is a messenger RNA of Oryza sativa Japonica Group (Japanese rice), 2667 nucleotides long. RefSeq names its product putative receptor protein kinase ZmPK1. The record is from RefSeq and is a predicted model, not a curated record. NCBI's taxonomy places the organism in Eukaryota, Viridiplantae, Streptophyta, Magnoliopsida, Poales, Poaceae. Gene Ontology annotation, molecular function: protein serine/threonine kinase activity; ATP binding. Gene Ontology annotation, biological process: protein phosphorylation; recognition of pollen.
UUAAAACUGAACCUAAAGCUACCUGCCUCUCUCUGUCUCUCUUCUUCUCUCUACUUCGAUAGCCAAAGCUCCCUGGAAAAGGAGAUAAUGGCUGCGCUGCUGUAUCUAACCAUCCUCUCAUCACUCUCCUUCCACCUCUGCUCUUGUGCUUCCCCAUGGCGAACCAUGACGACCGGCUCACACAUCAGAGCUGAGGACCAUGACAAGAUCUUCCUCCUCUCACCUGAUACCACCUUCUCUUGCGGCUUCCAUCAGCUUGGCACAAAUGCUUUCACCUUCUCGAUCUGGUACACCCACACCACCGAGAAAACUGCCGUGUGGACGGCGAAUCCCUACUCUCCGGCGAAUGGGGGAUACUCCCCAGUGAACCUUUACGGCUCCAGGGUGUCGCUGGGCCAUGAUGGCAACCUAGUCCUCACAGAUACCAACGGCACGACGGUGUGGGAAAGCAAGACAUCUUCAGGCAAGCAUACUACAGUUACCCUUCUUGACACCGGCAAUCUUGUAAUCAAGGAUUCCAGCAAUAGUACUGUGUGGCAGAGCUUCGACUCACCGACCGAUACCUUGCUGCCAUGGCAGAACCUGACCAAAAACAUAAGGUUAGUCUCUCGUUAUCAUCACCUCUACUUUGAUAACGAUAAUGUCCUGCGCCUAUUAUAUGACGGCCCAGAGAUUACAAGCAUCUACUGGCCAAGUCCAGAUUAUAAUGCCGAAAAAAAUGGGCGUACUAGAUUUAACAGCACCAGGAUAGCAUUUCUUGAUGAUGAGGGUAAUUUUGUGUCAAGUGAUGGAUUCAAGAUAGAGGCUACAGAUUCAGGUCCUAGGAUCAAGAGAAGGAUUACAAUUGAUUAUGAUGGCAAUUUUAGAAUGUACAGCUUGAACGAGUCAACGGGCAACUGGACUAUCACAGGGCAGGCCGUGAUACAGAUGUGUUAUGUUCAUGGGCUAUGCGGCAAGAAUGGGAUAUGUGACUACUCGGGAGGUCUAAGAUGUAGAUGUCCUCCAGAAUAUGUGAUGGUUGAUCCAACAGAUUGGAACAAAGGAUGUGAACCAACGUUUACAAUCGAUAGCAAAAGACCACAUGAGGACUUUAUGUUCGUCAAACAGCCUCAUGCAGACUUCUAUGGCUUCGAUCUGGGAUCAAAUAAAUCCAUCUCAUUUGAAGCAUGUCAGAAUAUUUGCUUGAACAGCAGCUCCUGCUUAUCAUUCACAUACAAGGGUGGGGAUGGUUUAUGUUACACUAAAGGCUUACUCUACAAUGGUCAGGUGUACCCAUAUUUCCCCGGAGACAACUACAUGAAAGUACCUAAGAAUUCAAGCAAAUCAACACCCUCAAUCUCCAAACAACAAAGACUCACUUGCAACCUCAGUGCUCCUGAGAUCAUGCUAGGCUCAGCAAGUAUGUAUGGAACAAAGAAGGACAAUAUAAAGUGGGCAUACUUCUAUGUUUUUGCUGCAAUAUUGGGAGGUCUAGAGUCGCUUGUAAUAGUGACAGGCUGGUACCUUUUUUUCAAGAAGCAUAACAUACCCAAGUCCAUGGAGGAUGGAUACAAGAUGAUAACAAACCAGUUCAGGCGAUUUACAUACCGAGAAUUGAAGGAAGCGACUGGAAAAUUCAAAGAAGAGCUUGGGAGGGGUGGGGCUGGAAUUGUUUAUAGAGGAGUACUUGAAGAUAAGAAAAUAGUGGCAGUAAAGAAGCUUACAGACGUUCGGCAAGGAGAGGAGGAAUUCUGGGCAGAAGUGACUCUAAUUGGGAGGAUCAAUCACAUAAAUUUGGUAAGGAUGUGGGGGUUUUGCUCAGAAGGGACAAACAGACUAUUGGUAUAUGAGUAUGUGGAGAACGAGUCAUUGGACAAGUACCUCUUUGGUGAGAGAUGCCACGAAAGCCUGCUAAGUUGGAGCCAAAGGUACAGGAUUGCCCUGGGCACAGCCAGGGGUCUUGCUUAUCUUCAUCACGAAUGCCUUGAGUGGGUCGUGCAUUGUGAUGUGAAACCAGAAAACAUACUUCUAAGUAGAGAUUUCGAUGCCAAGAUAGCAGACUUUGGACUAGCCAAACUUGCAAAGCGAGACAGCACUAGUUUCAAUUUCACCCAUAUGAGGGGCACAAUGGGCUACAUGGCACCAGAAUGGGCGUUGAAUUUGCCGAUCAAUGCAAAGGUUGAUGUCUACAGCUAUGGAGUAGUGCUCCUUGAGAUUGUGACAGGAAUCAGGGUUUCAAGCGGCAUAGUGGUAGAUGAAAGGCAAGUGGAGUUUCCAGAGUUUGUCCAGGAGGCCAAAAAGAUUCAGGCUACAGGGAAUGUCACCGAUUUAGUGGAUGACAGACUGCAUGGACACUUUGAUCCAGAGCAAGUAAUUACAAUGGUGAAGGUAGCUCUUUCAUGCCUGGAAGAAAGAAGCAAGAGGCCAACAAUGGAUGAAAUUCUGAAGGCUCUCAUGUUAUGUGAUGACGAAGACGACUACCAUCCUGCCUAUUCAUAUUAGCCUGCAGCUACUGCAUAAAUUUUGAGAUGUGUACGUAAUAGGAUAUCCUAGAUGAUGUAAUUAUAGGCAUAGCUAGAUAUGGUGACAAGGGCUUAUUGUUUAUGACAUUGGAAUGAUUAUAUUGCAUAAUGUAACAAGUUUUGUUCUGUAGAUGAAAUGAGUGAAUGAAUAGUAUGCAGGGCUAUU